Molecule: messenger RNA, 5343 nt
Organism: Kalmanozyma brasiliensis GHG001
Lineage: Eukaryota; Fungi; Basidiomycota; Ustilaginomycetes; Ustilaginales
Product: DNA-directed DNA polymerase, family A, palm domain protein
Exons: 1
Coding region: 1-5343 (1780 amino acids)
Biological process (GO): mitochondrial DNA replication
Cellular component (GO): mitochondrion; gamma DNA polymerase complex
Molecular function (GO): DNA binding; 3'-5' exonuclease activity; DNA-directed DNA polymerase activity
Source: RefSeq, a predicted model, not a curated record
AUGGACCCGGUCCCACCAAUAGCACCCAAGGCACUCAACAUCUGCCGCCAUCAUCUGAGCCAGCAUGCUCUCAAAGCAUCCGAUGCUUCGACACUGCCACAGACUUCCUUCGACCUUCCGCCCUUGCAAGGCAAGGACCUCGCAGAGCACUUUUGGAGCCUCGGGAGGCAAGUGGCUCAGCCAUGGCUGGGCAUGGCGGACAAGUUGGCCGAUCUGAAGCCGAUGGAGCCACCAGAGGAGCUUGAUCAUGCGGAAUCGAGCGGGGCUGCUGCUGCCGAAGACGAGGACUUUCGUUUCGAGGCCAGCGAAUGGCUCAAGCUCGAUCCCGCUCUCCGCACGCCGGGACACCUGAAGCCAAUCAACUGGUCGAUCGAGCCUGGAUGGACCAAGUAUUCCAUCCUCCGAUCAGAGGACGGCUCAGCUUCAGCGCUUGGCCCUGGCGUUGGUGUUCCUUAUCCGGACAAGGAGGACGACAUGCUUGUUUUCGACGUCGAAACCAUGGUGCAGGAAGGACCUUUCCCGGUGAUGGCAACCGCUGCCGGCCCAAAUGCCUGGUACAGCUGGCUUUCUCCUUGGCUGCUUCAGCGCGGCCAGGACCACGAGCGCAAGGACCAUCUCAUCCCCCUCGGACCCAGCGGCAAGCACGAUCGCGCACGCCUCGUUGUCGGUCACAAUGUCUCCUACGAUCGAGCCAGAACUCUCGAGGAGUACACAUUAGACCUCGGCUCAACAAGGUGGCUCGACACCAUGUCCCUCCACGUAGCAACACGCGGUAUCUCGUCUCCGCAACGUCCAGCUUGGAUCAAGCACAACAAGGCUAAGGCCGAGAAGCGCGCCAAGAAGCUCCUCGACCAGGCAGAGCUCAAGGAGGAGACCCGUCGAGCCAUCGAGAAUGCGCUUUCUGGUCUCGAGUACGAUUCCGACCAGCUCGAAGGUCUCAAGCUCGAAGGCCUUGCUGCCGAUGCGGUCCAAGCGGCUCCAAGCCCUACCGGUAAUGGCAUCGCCAAUGAAUCCGACGGCGUCACAUCGUCGUCACUGGAUAUGCCUUUCAGCGACGACGAAAGCGGUGGACUCGCCUCCCGAGCUUCGCAACCGAGCUCGACCGAGUCGCAAUGGCUCGAGGAGACUUCCAAGAACUCGCUCGCCGAUGUCGCUCGCCUUCAUCGCAUCCCAAUGAAGGUGUCGAAAUCAGCUCGAGAUGUCUUCGUCGACGGCACAUCGAGAGAAGAGAUCCUCGCCGAUGCUCAGCAUCUUCUCACCUACUGUGCCUCCGAUGUGGUUGUGACCCACGAGAUCUUCCGCCGCACCUGGCCUGACUUUGUUGCUCGCUGCCCGCAUCCAGCUACGAUGGCCGGUGUCUUCGGUCUCGGCUCUACCUUCCUGCCCGUCGAUGACGAAUGGAUCGACUACCAGCGACGAUGCGACGAGCAAUUCAACCGCAUCAACGACGAAGUCCAGAGGUGCCUCGUCGACCUUGCCGAAAAGCUGCGCGACGACGGCACCGAGAACGUGCCUUGGAGUCUCGCAGCCAAGAUUGCCGAAGAGCGACAGCUAAUCACAGAUCCGGAACACAGCGAGCCUGUCUUCCCAGACCCCCCACGACAACGAGCUUGGUGGGAGGACGAUCCGUGGUUCUCGCAACUCGACUGGACGCCAAAGAAGCCCAAGAAGGCCAAAGCGGCGGAUGGAGAAGGUGUGGCAUCACCUCCUUCCGACUUCGCGGUGCCUGCUUGGUACCGCGACGGCGUCAUCCGGAACAAGACCAAAGAUGGAUUCUCGCCGAAAAGCAUCAUAGCACAGCAGCUGCUGCGACUGCGCAUCGACGGCAAAGCUGUUCUGCGAUCUGAAGGCAGGAGCUGGAUGCUCGAGGACGGGACAGGUCUGGUCGGUAGCAAUCUCUUCGCCGCAACAGCUCUCAAGAAGUACGGCAGCAAGAUGUCAAGCGAUGCAGGUCCCAUCGGAUCCGCGAUUCUGUCCGCCAUCACCACCGGCGAGUCAACUUCAUCCUUUGACAUGAAUGCGCAGCUGCGCGCGCUGGCUGACGCAGUCAAGCAACUCACGGACGAACACGCGCAGGCCGAUGCACAGCUCGCGCAGCUGGACUGGUCUCUCAAAGAUCUUCGACUCGAAGAGGUGACUGCUCUGCGCGGCAACAGCGAGGAUGCGACCGCCGUCGGCGAGGCUACAGAUGCGAUGAUCGAGCCCGCCUGGUGGCCAAAGUGGUAUUGGGACCUGUACAAGAGCGCGACUGGAGAGCUACAGGUCACCAUCCGUUCCGCCAUUGCGCCCAUCUUGCUCAAAAUCUCAUGGAGAGGCUGCCCCCUCUAUCGCAGCCGACAGCAUGGAUGGGUGUUCCGCCACGACCCUUCCGAUCAACCUGAACUCGCCACUCGCCAGACGCCGCUCGCAUUUGGUAUGGCUGCGGACGGCCUGCUGCAGCAUCUGGCGGCACCCAUAGAAGGCAAAUUCGGCAAAUCGAAGAAGGGCAAAGGCAAGAGCAAGGGCCCUGCGAAGGGCGACAAGAACGCUUCUGCUCUCGAUGUGAAAGCCUUUGGCACGUCGACCUUCUACAAGGUGCCGCACAGUGAAGGCGAGGGCGCCAACGUCGGCAGCCCCUUUGCCAAGUCCUUCAUCGCCUACUUUGAGGAUGGCACGCUGGCGAGUCAGCAUCCAGACGAAGUCGGUCGUACGGCGGCCAAGACGGCUUUGGAUCUCAACGCACAGUGCAGCUACUGGAUCGCUGUCCGUGACCGUGUUCACAAACAGAUGGUGGUCUGGGAUGGUCAAGCCGGCACCGCGAUGAUCUACCCGAGCGGUGCAUCCGGAGCUCGUCAAGACAAGGAAGGCGAAGCGAAUCGCGCCAAAGGGCUGAUUCUGCCGCAGGUCGUUAGCAUGGGCACGGUGACACGCCGCGCCAUUGAGAACACCUGGCUCACCGCGAGCAACGCCAAGAAGAACCGCGUUGGCUCCGAACUCAAAGCGAUGGUCAAAGCGCCUCCGGGCUACAGUCUUGUCGGCGCCGAUGUCGACUCGGAGGAGCUCUGGAUUUGUAGUGUAAUGGGAGAUGCCCAAUUUGGCAUUCACGGUGCUACUGCGGUGGGUUGGAUGACACUCGAAGGCACCAAGGCGCUCGGCACCGACUUGCAUUCCAAGACAGCUUCGAUCCUCGGCACGAGCCGUAAUCAAGCCAAAGUCUUCAACUAUUCGCGCAUCUAUGGUGCCGGCAUCAAGCACGCCACGCAUCUGCUACUGAAAGCAAACCCAAGCGUCAGCAACGACGAAGCAACGCAAAAGGCCAAGGAGCUCUAUAUGGCCACCAAGGGUCAGAACACGCACUCGGACGAACUCUUCGGCGCCAAGUUCUGGUUCGGCGGCACGGAGAGCUACGUCUUCAACAAGCUCGAGAGCAUCGCGCUGUCGGACAAUCCCAAGACGCCCGCGCUCGAUUGCGGUGUGACGAACGCGCUGACGAAGAAGUUCCUGGGCAAAGUCGACUUCGGCAACGGCCGUCUGUCGGAAGAAUACAUGCCAAGUCGAAUCAAUUGGGUCGUGCAAAGCAGCGGUGUCGACUACCUGCAUCUGCUGAUCACCGCGAUGGAGUGGCUCACGAAGAGGUACGACAUCGAGGCUAGAUUCAUGCUGUCGGUGCACGAUGAGGUGCGGUACUUGGUCAAGGACGAAGACAAGUACAGAGCCGCACUGGCUCUACAGGUCGCCAACAUCUGGACUCGAGCCAUGUUUGCGUUCAAGCUGCAGAUGGAUGACUUGCCGCUCGGAUGUGCAUUCUUUGCGCAGGUGGACAUCGACAAGGUUCUGCGCAAGGAGGCGGAUGAUCCGUGUGUCACGCCCUCUCAUCCGGAGGCCAUACCGGUCGGCGUUGCGCUGGACAUCGAGCAGAUCCUGAAGCACACGAACAAUUCGCUGUACAAGGAUGGCGGCAAGAACACUCAGGACAGUCAUGGGAACGUCAAUGCGGGUGCUAGCGAGUUGCCUGAGUAUGUCCCUUCUCAGCAGGUCCACCGCUCUCUCGGCGAACGAGGUCUCUACUUCUUGCAAGCUCAAGCCUCGAAGGAGCUGGCGGAGAUUAGGGCUCUAGAAGCACGCGCAAAGAUGACAGAGCGACCUGCCGAUGCUCCCGCGCCUCCAGUGCGCAGCCCGCGCCCAACACCACGCACGUCGACGGCCGGCGAGGCUGGCCAAAAUCUUGCUUUCGCUUCCACAAAGUCGGGAAGCGCUGCGGCCCGAUCUAAUCCGUUCGACGAAGAUUCGUGGAUUCAGACGUGCGCAGAGGAAGCUGCAGCCUCGAAACCUGUACGCCGACGUCGCAGCUCUGCUGCCACAACGUCCGCGGCUGCCUCGAGGAGAGGGACACGUCCGUCAAUGCCAUCGACGCAUGCGGUGCCGUCCAAGGUAGGAUUCUGCACCAGCUCAAUCUCCACGCAACCAGCAUCAAGGCAGUCAACGAGUGAAGUCGCUGCCGAGCACUCUGAGGCGACAUUUGACGCGCUCUCUUUGGCUGCCUUCUUUCCACGACGUCCGGUCAAGAGCCGAGUGCCGUUCUUCCGCGAAGCAUCGCAUCGUCAGCUGGUGCUGUGGCAGCUCUACCGCCCGCUCCUGCAGCAAUGUCCCGGCUCAUGCCCCGAGCUGAAGCAGGAGAUCAAACGCAUUGUGCGCAAUAUGAGGCCUUUGACGUCACCAGUAAAGGUGUCCGGGCUCGUUGCGGACGCACGCGAGCUCUUGCACACGAUGCAGCUCGCUCAAGGCGGGGACAAAACAGCUCUCUCCAUGCUUCGUACGCGAGAAGAAGCUCUGGCGCAGCGAAACCACCGACGAUCGUGGAACGAGUUCUGGGCGCAGAAGGUGCACGAGCACAAGUACCCUGUGCGCAUCCCGCAUCACUCUGGAGCGCUGUUGCCGCCGACGCUGUUCAACCGACCUCUGCCGCGCUACAAGCCGGUGCAGCCCACGGUGGUGAGCAUGAUGAUCUACCGCCGACGGGUGGCAAGGCUGCGGAGGUCAGAGCGACAGAUGGAGGUCAACGAGAUGCUCACUGCUCAACGCAUGGAGGGUGCCUUUGUACAAAAGCUCUACGAGGGCAAGCGAGGCGCAUCGAAGGCCAGCAACGACGCGGAAGGAUUUGAGGUGGGAUUGAGGGAGCAGCAGCGAAGCAUUCAGGAAGGCUUCGAGCGCGAUCACGCGCGAAGCAUGAUGAUGUUUGACACCAAGACGCUCGUCAUGGCUCAGAGGGCGAGACGCGCCAAGAAGAGAGUGCACCUGGCUCGCAAGUAUGCUGCGGCAAUGCAAAGAUGGAAGGAUGGAGAUGCUGCGGACGAAGGUCCCUGA